Messenger RNA from Puccinia triticina, 597 nucleotides. RefSeq lists its product as uncharacterized. The record is from RefSeq and is a predicted model, not a curated record. Bases 1 to 597 code for a protein of 198 amino acids. NCBI's taxonomy places the organism in Eukaryota, Fungi, Basidiomycota, Pucciniomycetes, Pucciniales, Pucciniaceae. The transcript has 2 exons.
AUGCUUCCAUCAAAUUUUAUACAGCUUGCAUGUAUUCUAUCAAGCAUUGGCGGAGCAAUUUCUCGACCACAGUAUAGCCUUUAUGCUGACUCGGAAGAGCCUCAAGAGAACCUCCACUCUUUAGCAGCCCCAGCAGUUUCAAAUGCUGAGCUAGCGCCUCCUCCUCCUUCCAACCCGUUAGUCCCAGGAAAAGAAGCUAAACCCGUGGUGGCCACCCCAGUACCCAAGCCUGAACCACCACCAGGUGCAGAAAAGAAAGAUGGCUCCCCAGAAAAAGAUGCGAAAAUCGAUGGUGCACCAGGAAAACCUACUGAUCCACCGCAGCCUCUAGGGCCCACAGCCCCGGGCCCAGGGACCCCAGGAAAGAAUGGCGGUCCAGCCGGUGAACCAAUAGGCAAGGACGCCAGUCCACUCGAAGAGACUGCACCUAAACCUAAAGGAAAGAAUGCUUCAUCACCCCUGCCACUAAUAGAAGCAAAACCACCACCGCUGAGUGAGGAUCCAGCUCGCAAAAAACCGGAACCUAAAAAGCCAAUCGUACCUCAGCCUCCAAGUGGCGACAAAAAGAGUGGGAACAAGGAUGAUUGGGUUCGUUGA